CCGUGCCCGCCCGCCCGCCCGCCCGCCCACCUACCUUUCCGCCGCUCCAGAGGGGGCUCGCAGAGCUGAGGACGCGCGCGGCGCUGCUCAAGGUCUCUCUCUCAGCACCCUCGCCGGCCGGCAUCUGACACGGGUGCCAGGGGGCUCCGGGCGCCUUUCAGCAUCCCUUCCCCAGGCCGGCCGGUACUCCGCUACCCAGACGCCGCCGCUGCGGCCACCGCCCGAGGGGACCUGCGGACAGGACGCCGGCAGGAGGAGGGGUGCGCAGCGCCUGCCCAGAGCGUCUCCCCCGCGGCGCGGCCAGACCCGGGCCUCCCGGCCCCAGGUGCCCCCGCUGUCUCGCCAAGUGUAUGGGACUGAAGUUCUUGGAGAAGGAAGCCCAACUCUUGAAGGUGAACUAUGACCACUUUACUCUUGGUGUUUGUGACUCUGAGGGUCAUCGCAGCAGCCAUCUCAGUAGAAGUUUCAGAACCUGACAACUCGCUGAGUGUCAGCAUCCCUGAACCGUCCCCGCUGCGGGUCCUCCUGGGGAGCUCCCUCACCAUCCCCUGCUACUUCAUCGACCCCAUGCACCCCGUGACCACCGCCCCCUCCACUGCCCCCCUCGCCCCGAGAAUCAAGUGGAGCCGCAUUUCCAAGGAGAAGGAGGUGGUGCUGCUGGUGGCCACUGAAGGGCGGGUGCGGGUCAACAGCGCCUACCAAGACAAGGUCACGCUGCCCAACUACCCCGCCAUCCCCAGCGAUGCCACCCUGGAAAUCCAGAACCUGCGCUCCAAUGACUCCGGGAUCUAUCGCUGCGAGGUGAUGCACGGCAUCGAGGACAGCCAGGCCACCCUGGAGGUUGUGGUGAAAGGCAUCGUGUUCCAUUACAGAGCCAUCUCCACGCGCUACACCCUGGACUUUGACAGGGCUCAGCGGGCCUGCCUGCAGAACAGCGCCAUCAUCGCCACACCCGAGCAGCUGCAGGCCGCCUAUGAGGACGGCUUCCACCAGUGCGACGCAGGCUGGCUGGCCGAUCAGACUGUCAGGUACCCCAUCCACACUCCAAGGGAAGGUUGCUAUGGAGACAAGGAUGAGUUUCCUGGUGUGAGAACCUAUGGCAUCCGUGACACCAAUGAAACCUAUGAUGUGUACUGCUUCGCGGAGGAGAUGGAGGGCGAGGUCUUCUAUGCAACAUCCCCGGAGAAGUUCACCUUUCAGGAGGCAGCCAACGAGUGCCGGAGGCUGGGCGCCCGGCUGGCCACCACGGGCCAACUCUACCUGGCCUGGCAAGGCGGCAUGGACAUGUGCAGCGCCGGCUGGCUAGCUGACCGCAGCGUGCGAUACCCCAUCUCCAAGGCCCGGCCGAACUGCGGGGGCAACCUCCUGGGAGUGAGGACCGUCUACCUGCACGCCAACCAGACAGGCUACCCUGACCCUUCAUCCCGCUACGACGCCAUCUGCUACACAGGUGAAGACUUUGUAGACAUCCCAGAAAACUUUUUCGGGGUGGGCGGCGAGGAGGACAUCACCAUCCAGACGGUGACCUGGCCUGACGUGGAGCUGCCCCUGCCCCGAAACAUAACCGAGGGUGAAGCCCGAGGCAACGUGAUCCUCACGGCGAAGCCCGACUUUGAAGUCUCUCCCACCGCCCCGGAACCCGAAGAGCCUUUCACGUUUGUCCCUGAAGUAAGGGCCACUGCAUUCCCCGCAGUGGAGAACAGGACUGGAGAGGCCACCCGGCCCUGGGCCUUUCCCGGAGAGUCCACGCCCGGCCUGGAAGCCCCCACGGCCUUCACCAGCGAGGACCUCGUCGUGCAGGUGACCUUAGCCCCAGGUGCAGCCGAGGUCCCUGGGCAGCCACGACUGCCAGGGGGAGUCGUGUUCCACUACCGCCCGGGCUCCUCCCGCUACUCACUGACCUUUGAGGAGGCCAAGCAGGCCUGCCUGCGCACCGGGGCCGUCAUUGCUUCGCCCGAGCAGCUCCAGGCCGCCUAUGAAGCAGGCUACGAGCAGUGUGACGCCGGCUGGCUGCAGGACCAGACAGUCAGAUACCCCAUUGUGAGCCCGCGGACCCCCUGUGUGGGUGACAAGGACAGCAGCCCAGGGGUCAGGACCUACGGCGUGCGGCCACCAUCAGAAACCUACGAUGUCUACUGCUACGUGGACAGACUCGAGGGGGAGGUGUUCUUUGCCACACGCCUGGAGCAGUUCACCUUCCGGGAAGCCCAGGAGUUCUGUGAAUCCCAAAACGCCACGCUGGCCACCACGGGCCAGCUCUACGCUGCCUGGAGCCGCGGUCUGGACAAGUGCUACGCCGGCUGGCUGUCCGACGGCAGCCUCCGCUACCCCAUUGUCACCCCGAGGCCCGCCUGCGGCGGCGACAAACCAGGCGUGAGAACCGUCUACCUCUACCCCAACCAGACGGGCCUCCUGGAUCCGCUGUCCCGGCACCACGCCUUCUGCUUCCGAGGUGUUUCAGUGGCGCCCUCUCCAGGAGAAGAGGAGGGUAGCACACCCACCGCAGGCCCUGACGUGGAGGAUUGGAUCGUGACCCAAGUGGGGCCUGGCGUGGCUGCUGUCCCCGUCGGGGAGGAGACGACUGCAACCUCAGGCUUCACCAUUGAGCCAGAAAACAAGACGGAAUGGGAACUCGCCUACACCCCAGCGGGCACUUUCCCACUACCAGGGAUCCCUCCUACAUGGCCUCCCACUGGCGCAGCAACAGAAGAGCACACAGAAGGCCCUUCUGCAACGGAAGUGCCCUCAGCCUCAGAGAAGCCGUUCCCCUCAGAGGAACCAUUCCCCCCAGAGGAACCAUUCCCCUCAGAGAAACCAUUCCCCCCAGAGGAACUGUUCCCUUCAGAGAAGCCGUUCCCCUCAGAGAAGCCAUUCCCCUCAGAGAAGCCGUUCCCCUCAGAGGAACCAUUCCCCUCAGAGGAACCAUUCCCCUCAGAAAAACCAUUCCCCCCAGAGGAACUGUUCCCCUCAGAGAAGCCAUUCCCCUCAGAGGAGCCAUUCCCCUCAGAGAAGCCAUUCCCCCCAGAGGAACCAUUCCCCUCAGAGAAACCAAUCCCCUCAGAGGAGCCUUUCCCCUCAGAGAAGCCAUUCCCCUCAGAGGAGCCAUUCCCCUCAGAGGAGCCAUCCACACUUUCAGCCCCAGUGCCCAGCAGGACUGAGCUGCCAAGCUCUGGGGAGGCAUCUGGGGUGCCCGAAGUCAGUGGUGACUUCACAGGCAGUGGAGAAAUUUCAGGACACCUAGACUUCAGUGGGCAGCCCUCAGGGGAAAGUGCAAGUGGACUGCCCUCUGAAGACCUUGACUCCAGUGGGCUCACCUCUACAGUGGGCUCAGGCCUGCCUGUGGAAAGUGGACUGCCUUCAGGGGAAGAAGAGAGAAUUACAUGGACCAGUGCUCCUGAAGUUGACAGGUUGCCCUCUGGGGGUGAGGGCCCAGAAGUUUCUGCUUCUGGAGUAGAGGACAUCAGUGGACUUCCUUCUGGAGGAGAGGUUCAUCUAGAGAUCUCUGCCUCUGGAGUAGAGGACAUCAGUGGACUUCCUUCUGGAGGAGAGGUUCAUCUAGAGAUCUCUGCCUCUGGAGUAGAGGACAUCAGUGGACUUCCUUCUGGAGGAGAGGUUCAUCUAGAGAUCUCUGCCUCUGGAGUAGAGGACCUCAGUGGACUUCCUUCUGGAGAAGAAGGUCAUCUAGAGAUCUCUGCCUCUGGAGUAGAAGACCUCAGUGUAAUUCCUUCUGGAGAAGGUCCUGAAGUCUCUGUUUCUGGAGUAGAGGACCUCAGUGGACUUCCUUCUGGAGAAGGUCCAGAAGUCUCUGUUUCUGGAGUAGAGGACCUCAGCGGACUUCCUUCUGGAGAAGGUCCUGAAGUCUCUGUUUCUGGAGUAGAGGACCUCAGCGGACUUCCUUCUGGAGAAGGUCCAGAAGUCUCUGUUUCUGGAGUAGAGGACCUCAGCGGACUUCCUUCUGGAGAAGGUCCUGAAGUCUCUGUUUCUGGAGUAGAGGACCUCAGCGGACUUCCUUCUGGAGAAGGUCCAGAAGUCUCUGUUUCUGGAGUAGAGGACCUCAGCGGACUUCCUUCUGGAGAAGGUCCUGAAGUCUCUGUUUCUGGAGUAGAGGACCUCAGCGGACUUCCUUCUGGAGAAGGUCCAGAAGUCUCUGUUUCUGGAGUAGAGGACCUCAGCGGACUUCCUUCUGGAGAAGGUCCAGAAGUCUCUGCCUCUGGAGUAGAGGACCUCAGCAGACUUCCUUCUGGAGAAGGUCCAGAAGUCUCUGCCUCUGGAGUAGAGGACCUCAGUGUUCUUCCUUCUGGAGAAGGUCAUCUAGAGAUCUCAGCCUCUGGAGUAGAGGACCUCAGUAGACUUCCUUCUGGAGAAGGUCCAGAAGUCUCUGCCUCUGGAGUAGAGGACCUUGGUGUUCUUCCUUCUGGAGAAGGUCAUCUAGAGACCUCUGCUUCUGGAGUAGAGGACCUCAGUAGACUUCCUUCUGGAGAAGGUCAUCUAGAGAUCUCUGCCUCUGGAGAAGAGGACCUCAGUAGACUUCCUUCUGGAGAAGGUCCAGAAGUCUCUGCCUCUGGAGUAGAGGACCUCGGUGUUCUUCCUUCUGGAGAAGGUCAUCUAGAGACCUCUACCUCUGGAGUAGAGGACCUCGGUGUUCUUCCUUCUGGAGAAGGUCAUCUAGAGACCUCUACCUCUGGAGUAGAGGACCUCAGUAGACUUCCUUCUGGAGAAGGUCAUCUAGAGACCUCUACCUCUGGAGUAGAGGACCUCAGUAGACUUCCUUCUGGAGAAGGUCAUCUAGAGACCUCUACCUCUGAAGUAGAGGACCUCAGUAGACUUCCUUCUGGAGAAGGUCAUCUAGAGACCUCUACCUCUGGAGUAGAGGACCUCAGUAGACUUCCUUCUGGAGAAGGUCCAGAAGUCUCUGCCUCUGGAGUAGAGGACCUUGGUGUUCUUCCUUCUGGAGAAGGUCAUCUAGAGAUCUCUGCCUCUGGUGUAGAGGACCUCAGUAGACUUCCUUCUAGAGGAGAGGAUCAUCUAGAGACUUCUGCUUCUGGAGUAGGGGACCUUAGUGGACUUCCUUCUGGAAGGGAAGGUCUGGAGAUCUCUGCUUCUGGAGCUGGGGAUCUUAGUGGGUUGAUUUCUGGAAAAGAAGACUUGACUGAGUCAGCUUCUGGAGACUUGGACCUUGGCAGAAUACCUUCUGUAACUCUAGGAAGUGGGCAAGCUCCAGAAGCAAGUGGUCUUCCUUCUGGAUUUAGUGGUGAGUAUUCUGGGGUGGACCUUGGAAGUGGCCCAUCAUCUGGCCUUCCUGACUUCAGUGGACUUCCAUCUGGGUUCCCAACUGUCUCCCUAGUGGAUACUACAUUGGUGGAAGUUGUCACAGCCACCACAGCAGGUGAACUAGAAGGAAGGGGAACCAUUGACAUCAGCGGUGCUGGAGAAACAUCUGGGCUGCCCUUCAGUGAGUUGGACAUUAGUGGAGGAGCAAGCGGACUCUCUUCAGGAGCUGAACUCAGUGGCCAAGCAUCCGGGUCACCUGACAUCAGUGGGGAAACCUCUGGACUCUUUGGUGUCAGUGGACAGCCCUCAGGGUUUCCUGACAUUAGUGGGGAAACUUCCGGGAUUCUUGAGAUCAGUGGGCAGCCAUCAGGGUUUUCUGGAGAAAUAUCUGGCAUGACUGAGCUUAGUGGACUGCCCUCUGGACAACCAGAAAUCAGUGGAGAAGCUUCUGGAAUUCUUUCUGGCCUUGGUCCACCAUUUGGCAUAACUGACCUGAGUGGAGAAGCACCUGGGAUCCCUGAUCUCAGUGGGCAACCAUCGGGUUUGCCAGAGUUCAGUGGGACAACAUCUGGGAUCCCUGACCUGGUUUCCAGUGCCAUCAGUGGCAGUGGUGAAUCUUCUGGCAUUACGUUCGUGGACACCAGUUUGGUUGAAGUGACCCCAACGACAUUUAAAGAAGAAGAAGGCUUAGGAUCUGUGGAACUCAGUGGCCUCCCUUCAGGAGAGGCAGAUCUCUCAGGCACAUCUGGGCUAGUGGAUGUCAGUGGACUGUCUUCUGGAGCAAUUGACUCCAGUGGGUUUACAUCCCAGCCUCCAGAAUUCAGUGGCCUGCCAAGUGGAGUAACUGAGGUCAGUGGAGAAGCCUCCAGAGCUGAGAGUGGGAGCAGCCUGCCCUCCGGAGCAUAUGACAGCAGUGGACUUCCGUCUGGUUUCCCCACUGUCUCUUUUGUAGACAGGACUUUGGUGGAAUCUGUAACCCAGGCUCCAACUGCCCAAGAAGCAGGAGAAGGGCCUUCAGGCAUUCUGGAACUUAGUGGUGCCCCUUCUGGAGCACCAGACAUGUCUGGAGACCAUUUGGGAUCUUUGGACCAAAGUGGGCUUCAGUCUGGGCUAGUGGAGCCCAGUAGGGAGCCUGCAAGUACUCCAUAUUUUAGUGGGGACUUUUCUGGCACCACUGAUGUAAGUGGGGAAUCCUCUGCAGCCACGAGCACCAGUGGGGAGGCCUCCGGACUUCCAGAAGUUACGUUAAUCACAUCUGAGUUGGUGGAGGGUGUUACUGAACCAACCGUUUCCCAGGAACUGGGCCAGAGACCCCCCGUAACAUACACCCCCCAGCUUUUUGAAACCAGUGGUGAAGCCUCUGCAUCUGGGGAUGUGCCAAGGUUCCCUGGAUCUGGGAUAGAAGCAUCAUCAGUCCCAGAAUCCAGCGGUGAGAUGUCGGCCUAUCCCGAGGCUGAGGUGGGAGCGUCUGCUGCCCCCGAGGCAAGCGGAGGAGCUUCCGGGUCCCCUGACCUGAGUGAAACCACCUCCACCUUCCAUGAAGCUGAUCUGGAGGGAACCUCAGGCCUGGGAGCAAGCGGCAGCCCCUCAGCCUUUCCGCAAGGCCCCACGGAGGGCUUGGCCACCCCGGAAGUGAGUGGAGAGUCAACCACCACCUUUGACGUGAGCAUAGAGGCAUCAGGCUCACCUUCCACCACUCCCCUGGCUUCUGGAGACAAGACUGACACCAGCGGAGACCUGUCUGGCCACACCUCAGGGCUGGAUAUUGUCAUCAGCACCACCAUCCCAGAAUCCGAGUGGACUCAGCAAACCCAGCGCCCUGCAGAGGCACGUCUAGAAAUCGAAUCCUCAAGCCCCGUGCACUCAGGAGAAGAGAGCCAAACAGCUGACACAGCCACCUCCCCAACUGAUGCUUCUAUCCCAACCUCUGCAGGAGGGACAGAUGAUUCAGAGGCAACCACAACAGACAUUGACGAGUGCCUCUCAAGCCCUUGUCUGAAUGGAGCCACCUGCGUGGAUGCCAUCGACUCUUUCACAUGCUUAUGCCUUCCCAGCUACCAAGGGGACGUGUGUGAGAUUGACCAGAAGCUGUGCGAGGAGGGCUGGACCAAGUUCCAGGGCCACUGUUACCGCCACUUCCCCGACCGGGCAACCUGGGUGGACGCCGAGAGCCAGUGCCGGAAGCAGCAGUCACACCUCAGCAGCAUCGUCACCCCCGAGGAGCAGGAGUUUGUCAACAACAAUGCCCAGGACUACCAGUGGAUCGGCCUGAAUGACAAGACCAUCGAAGGGGACUUCCGCUGGUCAGAUGGACACACCUUGCAAUUUGAGAACUGGCGCCCCAACCAGCCUGACAACUUCUUUGCCACUGGGGAGGACUGCGUGGUGAUGAUCUGGCAUGAGAAGGGCGAGUGGAACGAUGUCCCAUGCAAUUACCAGCUGCCCUUCACCUGUAAAAAGGGCACAGUGGCCUGCGGAGAGCCCCCCGUGGUGGAGCACGCCAGAAUCUUCGGACAGAAGAAGGACCGGUACGAGAUCAAUGCCCUGGUGCGGUACCAGUGCACCGAGGGCUUCAUCCAGCGCCACGUGCCCACCAUCCGGUGCCAGCCCAGCGGGCACUGGGAGGAGCCUCGGAUCACCUGCACGGACCCCACCACCUACAAGCGCAGACUACAGAAGCGGAGCUCACGGACCCUAAGGAGGAGCCGCCCCAGCACGGCCCACUGAGAGGAGCUUCCCGGACAUGCCCAGGAUGCUGAGCCCAGAAGCCUGGCCAGGCUGACACCCCAUCCAGAUGGUGUCCUCUCCUUGUCGCUUUCUGUCAUAUAAGGAAUUCCAUUAAAGAAGAAAAAAAAAUAAACCCCACAUUGUGUAUGCACCCGCCCACCCCACCCCCAAAUCGCCAAAUCUGCAUCUAAUUUUCCCCCCAAAUGCCAAAGCAAAGCAAACGUAUGGUAACCCGUGGACUGGAGUUUAGAGACGUUCCUUCCGUCUCCCGCUGUGCCUUUCCAGGGACCAGCACAGGACAGGGGGAGAAGGGAAGGGGUUAAGUUAAAUAAAGAAGAUUAUUUUUUGUUUCCUGACUUUAUCCAAGAGCAGUGCAAUCGUUGGUUCUUUCACCUCCAGGGAGAGCUAGGGAGGAGGGAGGAGGGGCAGAGAGACCCGAGGGCUGAAGAACUCUGGAACCGCAGCUGAAUGUAUUGGAUAAGAUGGAGUUCAUCUGUGUCGGGGAGAAGCCCAGGGGAGAGGGGGAGGCUUCCAGCCCACUGAGAGAGCAAGCCAUCAAGGGAUCUUCGAAGCAUGGGGGUUGGGUUCCCUCCAAGGGUCCCUCCUCUAGAGCCCUCUCACCUGGGCCUGCCACCCGAGCAGGUGUCCCUCCCGGCAGGGCUGGGCCGGGGGGCACCCCCUUCCCGGUGGGGGUGUCGCCCACCCCCCCCCACCUCUCCCCACCCCCGGGACCGUGCAGGCACCAGGGUUCCGUGCACCUAUUUAUAUUUUUGAAAAGUAAAGAUUAUGAUAAUUAUAAUAAUAAAGACAUUGGAAGAGA
This is a messenger RNA of Cervus elaphus (red deer), 8818 nucleotides long. RefSeq names its product aggrecan (gene ACAN). The record is from RefSeq and is a predicted model, not a curated record. Gene Ontology annotation, molecular function: hyaluronic acid binding; calcium ion binding. The coding region runs from base 400 to 7998 and encodes 2532 amino acids. The transcript is spliced from 18 exons. Lineage: Eukaryota; Metazoa; Chordata; Mammalia; Artiodactyla; Cervidae. Gene Ontology annotation, biological process: cell adhesion.